GUUUAAAAGGAGUAAUCAUUUUAAGCACAAUUCUCCAGGAAGAAUCCAACUUGGGAUUUUCUUUGCUUGCUUCCCACACACACAAAACCAUAAAUACUUAAGAAAACUCUUCGAACCUUGUUUAAUCUCCACAAGUUUACUCUAUUUAUAUCUCCUCUGUAUCAUCCUUUUAUUUUUCUUACAGGACUUAGUGUCAGAUUCAUGGCGAGGAUGAGAAUGGGACCGCUUGGCUACAUGCAUAAGAGCCGCACGGGCACCGAAUGGGAUGAGACAGGCCGCACCGCAAUUUCGUUGAUCAUUGUCUCAUUUGACAACUGUUCAGUAACAUCCAUACAGUUCGGAUUCGUUGAGAAUGGAAAGCUUGUCAUGUCAAAAACGUAUGGGGCAUCAGGAUUUAGCAAACGAGUUAUAAGGCUGAACCAUGAGACUGAGUUUGUGACCGGGAUAAGCGGGGAGAUAGCCAGUGGCUCUGGUAUUUCUUCUCUGACGUUUCAUACAAAUCUUAGAGAGCACGAAGCCUUUCACUUGAAAAUUGAUGCAGGGGAAAAAGCAUUUCAUCCGUGGAAAAGGGUGUUUUAUUCAGGGAUAGUUGAUCGCCGUGAAUUUGAAGGCUUCUUUGGAUUCUAUGAUGAAUAUCGUUUGCUCACAAUUAAUUUCUUUGUGACGCAUAUCUUAUCUGAUGUGAAGACGAUUAAAAAUGAAAAGUAAUGAAGUUUUCUUGGUCCUCUCUAGUUGAGAACCAUGACUCAUUGGUCUCAACUAAUAAUUUCUUUUCUUUGUUAGUGUAUGAUGUACUGUGUUUAAU
Molecule: messenger RNA, 805 nt
Organism: Raphanus sativus (radish)
Lineage: Eukaryota; Viridiplantae; Streptophyta; Magnoliopsida; Brassicales; Brassicaceae
Product: jacalin-related lectin 24-like
Exons: 2
Coding region: 202-708 (168 amino acids)
Source: RefSeq, a predicted model, not a curated record